UGAAAACAGGUUACAUAACCUCAAAUAUCCGCUUAAUUUAAACCUAAACAAUCGUCUGUUUUUACGUGAUUUUAAAAUGAAAUUAACCAUUUAUAACGCUAUUUUACAUAAAACCAAUUACGGCGCAUCAUUCUGUAGGCACCACCAAACAGCAAGCCACCUAAGUAAAUUAGACAAAGCCUACGUGCCGCAUAAACUAGACACAUACGCUGGAAAAGAACGUUAUUUUAAAGCGAAAACCAACCGCUCCGAACCAUUCACGAUGAUCCUACCACCGCCGAACAUAACAGGAACUCUCCACUUGGGACAUGCCCUCACCGCUACCAUACAAGACACCAUAAUAAGAUGGAAACAAAUGCAAGGUACAGAAACCGUUUGGGUACCCGGAGUAGACCACGCAGGCAUAGCCACGCAAACGGUCGUCGAAAAACUCCUGUGGAAGACCACCGGACAAACCAGACACGAUUUAGGUCGAGAGGAAUUCCUAAAAAAGAUCCACGAGUGGAAAAACGAAAACACCCGAGCCAUAACGGAGCAAUUGAAACGACUAGAACUGUCGCUGAAUUGGGACAGGGAAAUCUUCACGUUGGACGAAGAAAGAUCGAAAGCAGUCAACGAGGCGUUCGUAAGGCUCUUCGAUAAAGGCCUCAUCUACAGAGCCAACGCCUUGGUGAAUUGGUCGUGUACACUCAAAUCGGCCAUAUCCGAUAUAGAAGUCGAAGACUUGUCCAUAACGGGCCCCACCGAGUUAAAUGUACCCGGUUACGAGCGACCCGUAGAAUUCGGAUAUCUGGACCGAUUCGCCUAUUUAGUAGAUGGAACCGAUGAGGAAAUUAUCGUGUCUACUACACGCUUAGAAACCAUGCUAGGCGACGUUGCCGUCGCUGUACACCCUAACGACGAGCGUUACUCGAAAUUCAUCGGGAAAUUCCUGAGGCAUCCCUUUCGAAACGAUCGAAUACCAGUCAUCGCUGAUUCGUUCGUCGAUCGAGACUUCGGCACCGGCGCGGUAAAAAUAACCCCGGCCCACGAUUUCGCCGACUUCGACGUCGCCCGAAGGCAUUCGUUGCGCCAUCUGUCGAUCAUCGACGAAUCCGGCCGAACGACGGACGGUUGCGGCCCGUUCUCGGGACUUCCCCGGUUCGAGGCCAGGCUGAAAGUGGCCGAAGAACUGACGAGACUAGGCCGGUUCAGGGGCCGCCGCCGCCACGCCAUGGUCGUGCCCGUUUGCAGCCGUUCCAAGGACGUGGUGGAGUACCUGAUCAGACCGCAGUGGUUCCUGCGAUGCGACGCGAUGGCCGCCGAAGCCGUCCGAUGUGUUAAAGAAGGCCGAUUGGUCCUGGUGCCCGAAGGACUGCGAAAGGAUUGGUUCGAUUGGCUGGAACACGUACGGGAUUGGUGCGUAUCGAGGCAGCUGUGGUGGGGCCACCGGAUACCGGUGUAUCGCUGCACUAACACCCGUAACGGGGAGACCGCUUGGAUAGCCGCCCAAGAUGAAGCUUCGGCUUCAGACAAAGCUUCGAUGAAGCUGAAUUGCGCACGCGAGAAUGUGGAGUUGCAGCAGGACGAGGACGUCCUGGACACGUGGUUCUCGUCGGCGUUGCAUCCUUUUUCGGCCUUCGGUUGGCCCGCUGAGACCGAAGAUCUGUCGAAGUUCUAUCCGUUGAGUUUGAUGGAAACGGGCCGCGACAUAAUGUUCUUUUGGGCCGCCCGAAUGGUGAUGUUGGGCGUCGCCCUCACCGGUCGAUUGCCCUUCGGGCGAUUGCUGUUGCACGGCAUCGUCUGCGACGCCCACGGUCGCAAAAUGUCGAAGAGUUUGGGCAACGUCGUCGCCCCGGAGGAGAUCAUCGACGGCAUCACCUCCGAUGAAAUGAAGUCGAAAUUAGAACUAAACUACAACAAGGGAUUCAUAUCGAAGGAGGAGUUCGAUCGAUCCCUUCGAGGCCAAAGGAAAAUGUUCCCUAAAGGCGUGCCCGAAUGCGGCAUAGACGCUUUGAGAUUCACUCUUCUAUCGCACGACAUCAAAAAGCGCUUCGUCAAUUUCGACGUGUCCGAAUGCCACGUGAACAAGCUGUUUUGCAACAAGAUCUGGCAAAGCACCAGGUUCGCCUUGUCGUGGUACGACGAACUGCGGGAUCGGCUGGUACCCGUCGGGUACGAGGAUAGUUCGAGCACCGAUCGAUGGAUUUUGAGCAAAUUGAGCGGGAUGAUCGAUCGGGUUUCGCUCGGUUUGGAGAAUUGCGAUUUCUGCGCCGCCGCCAAGGCUUUGAAGCAGUUCCUGUACUACGAAUUCUGCGACGUUUACUUGGAAACCAGCAAAAGAGGCCUGAGGAAUUCGGAGGGGGACAUCAAGACGGCUUCGGUUAAUUUGUGGACGAUUUUGACCUGCUUGGAUACGAGUUUGAGAUGUCUCGCGCCUUUUAUGCCCGUCGUAUCGCGACAUUUGCAUUCCCGUUUGCCAUCGUACGAUCGACAGAGAAAUACCGGUUUUCCCGAAAGACUGAAUUGGUCGGACGAUAAACUGGAGGAGCAAAUGGACGAAUUAAUGGACGUCGUCGUUGCUGUUAGAAGACUGAAAAAUGUGUUUAACGUUAACGUUCAUAGCGGAGCGGAAGUUUGUUUGGCGACGACGUUCGAUUUUCUAUUGGCUAAUUCUCGGCUAAUCGAAGAUCUGACGGGUUUUAGGCGAAUAGACGUCGUAGAGGGAUCGAAUGUGCAAUUAUCUGGCGAUUUUCUGACCGAUAGAUCUCGAAAUACCAGCGUUUACGUAAAAAUAACGAAGGAUUUCAAGAAGACGUUAACGUUAGACUUGGAAAAAGUGUUGGUGAAGAAGGCGAAAGUGGAAAAGGAGCUCGACAGGUUUAGGAAAAUGAUGGGACACGAGAAUUAUUCGAUCAAAACGGACGAAGCUAGGAAAUUGUUGGAUUCGAAAAGGAUGGCUGCAUUGGAAGAACAACUGUCUAGAUUGGAAUAUUUUCGAAUCGUAGCCGAAAGAUGAUUAAUUACAGUAAGUUAAUAAUUGUAUAAAAUAUAAGUGUAAAGUAUGCAACACUUUUAACAAGCUAAUGUAAAAGUUUUUUACUUUGUAUCAAGAUUAGAAAUAAAAUCUGUUUUUCUUAAUUGCUAGAUAAUAUUCAUUCUCUCACCGAAGUUCAAUUGACGUUUUACAGCAACAGU
Molecule: messenger RNA, 3177 nt
Organism: Phyllotreta striolata
Lineage: Eukaryota; Metazoa; Arthropoda; Insecta; Coleoptera; Chrysomelidae
Source: the annotation of a GenBank genome assembly